Molecule: messenger RNA, 545 nt
Organism: Acomys russatus (golden spiny mouse)
Lineage: Eukaryota; Metazoa; Chordata; Mammalia; Rodentia; Muridae
Gene: Lamtor4
Product: late endosomal/lysosomal adaptor, MAPK and MTOR activator 4
Exons: 4
Coding region: 161-460 (99 amino acids)
Biological process (GO): positive regulation of TOR signaling; cellular response to amino acid stimulus
Cellular component (GO): Ragulator complex; lysosome
Molecular function (GO): guanyl-nucleotide exchange factor activity
Source: RefSeq, a predicted model, not a curated record
AGCGGCGCUCGGCAGUGGUUGAGGAAGUCUGAUGACGUACACGCCCUCCAAUCCUCACGCGAAGGGCUGGGCUAGAGUCAGCUGCUGAAACCACAUGACCCGAGCCUGGCGCCGGAAGCUACCUAUCCGGUAGACAGCUCCCCCGGCACCUACGGCUGCGAUGACUUCUGCACUGACCCAGGGGCUGGAGCGAAUCCCUGACCAGCUUGGCUACCUGGUGCUGAGCGAAGGUGCAGUCCUGGCGUCAUCUGGGGACCUUGAGAACGAUGAGCAGGCAGCCAGCACCAUCUCAGACCUGGUCAGCACAGCCUGCGGCUUCCGGCUGCACCAUGGCACCAAUGUCCCUUUCAAACGCCUGUCUGUGGUCUUCGGUGAACACACACUGCUGGUGACUGUGUCAGGACAGCGGGUGUUUGUGGUGAAGAGGCAGAACCGAGGCCGGGAGCCUAUUGAUGUCUGAGUUGCACGAGGCGCUGGCUGGAGAAGUGGCCUGCCUCUGGGCCUGAGAUGGAGGACACCGUCUCCACCGUUCUUGCUGCUGGAAC